Messenger RNA from Zea mays, 717 nucleotides. RefSeq lists its product as uncharacterized. Lineage: Eukaryota; Viridiplantae; Streptophyta; Magnoliopsida; Poales; Poaceae. The transcript is spliced from 2 exons. The record is from RefSeq and is marked validated. The coding region runs from base 16 to 492 and encodes 158 amino acids.
AGAGAUUCAGAGCUGAUGAACUGCUUCUGGUGUCCUGUACAUCUCAAGAUGAAAAAAAGCACCACCGUCCUCGCCAUCUCCAUCUUGGUCCUCUCCCUUGCCUCCCAGUUCUCAUGGUGUGCAGAAGCAGCUGAGGGAAGCGCCGGAAUUUCCACAGAGCCUGAUCUCCAGGUGCAAGAACAAGUGCACGGCGAUAUGAAAAACCGCCUGGAAAUGCAGGGUCGCAACCGGAAGCUUGGCCAUGAGGUGACCACAGUGGAGUUGAAGCAUCACAGGAGGAUUACCAGUGGGCACAAGGGUGGCAGCGCGGGUGGAGGCGCCGGCGCCGGUGCCGCGGGCGCAGGCACGGGUGGGCAUAACGUGGGCGGCGGGGGCGCCGUGACGAGGCCGCACAGCUCCAAGAACGGCGCGGCGGCGCUCCCAGUGCCGGUGUCGUCCGUCCUGACGCUGGCCUUGGCCUGCGGAGUUGUUCUGUCAGUCAUGAGCUACUGAUGAGAUGAAACUCUCGUCUUCCCGGAGCCGAUCGGUAUCUCCGAGCCGAUUUUACGGGUAUUGGUGCGAUAGUUUCUCGAUUUGUUCGUUGUAACUUGUAUAUCAUAUCAUCAUGCAGUGGUGAAAACCGGACGGAUGCUGACGGAUGUAGCUGUCAUUAUAUAUCUAUCGUAAUGUAUUUCUCGCGAAUACAGAAUCAAUACAGUUAUUUAAAAUUGGAACACA